Messenger RNA from Coffea arabica (coffee), 2210 nucleotides. Its product is annotated as anthranilate synthase alpha subunit 2, chloroplastic. Gene Ontology annotation, biological process: L-tryptophan biosynthetic process. The record is from RefSeq and is a predicted model, not a curated record. Gene Ontology annotation, molecular function: anthranilate synthase activity. NCBI's taxonomy places the organism in Eukaryota, Viridiplantae, Streptophyta, Magnoliopsida, Gentianales, Rubiaceae.
AGCAAGGUAAAAAUCGUCUCCAAGGCUAAGACCGCCGCAGCUGUCCCAUGUCUCUGACAUUCUCCUGCAAUUUCUAAAAUUAUUCAGACUUACUGAUUCUCUGACCUAACUAUGGAAACCCUACCUCUUCAGCACCGCCCAUUUCCUUCCACCUCCGGCUCCGGUUUCCUUCGCUCCAUCCCCUCAGGUUAUAAAACCAUCUCAAUCGCAACCUCCAACACCUCACGUCUCCUGCCUGCACUCAAAUGCUCCACCAUUACUCCUUAUCCGUUUGUGGACCAGUCGGCCAGGUUCAAGGAGGCGGCGAAACACGGGAAUUUGAUCCCCUUGUACAGGCCUAUAUUCUCCGAUCACCUCACCCCUGUCCUGGCAUAUCGUUGUUUGGUCAGAGAAGAUGAUAGAGAAGCUCCCAGCUUUCUAUUUGAGUCCGUUGAGCCUGGCUUGAAAGUUUCCAGCGUCGGGCGAUUUAGUGUAAUUGGGGCUCAGCCAACAAUGGAAAUUGUUGCAAAAGAAAACAUGGUGACUGUGAUGGAUCAUCGUCGAGGACAGAGAGUGGAACAGUUUGAAGAGGAUCCAAUGAUAGUUCCUCGGAGAAUUAUGGAGAAAUGGAAGCCUCAGCGCAUUGAGGAGCUCCCUGAAGCGUUUUGUGGUGGUUGGGUUGGUUAUUUUUCAUAUGAUACGGUCCGAUACGUGGAGAAGAAGAAACUUCCUUUUUCAAAUGCCCCUGUGGAUGACAGAAACCUUCCUGAUGUCCAUCUAGGCCUCUAUGAUGAUGUAAUCGUGUUUGAUCAUGUGGAGAAGAAAGCUUAUGUGAUUCACUGGGUGCGGUUGGAUGAAUUUUAUUCGGUUGAGGAGGCCUACAAUGAUGGCAUGAACCGGUUGGAGGCUUUGGUGUCUAGAGUUCAUAAUAUUGUCCCUCCCAGGCUGGCUGCUGGUUCAAUUAACUUGUAUACUAGCCUUUUUGGUCUGUCAUUAAAGAAUUCAUCAAUGUCAAGUGAAGACUAUGAGAAAGCAGUGUUGCAGGCUAAGGAGCAUAUAUUGGCUGGGGAUAUUUUUCAGAUCGUUCUAAGUCAGCGUUUUGAGCGACGGACGUUUGCAGAUCCAUUUGAAGUUUACAGAGCAUUAAGAAUUGUCAAUCCAAGUCCCUACAUGACUUAUUUACAGGCAAGAGGAUCUAUUCUGGUUGGUUCAAGCCCUGAAAUUCUCACCAGAGUUAAGAAGAGAACUAUUACAAAUAGGCCACUAGCAGGGACUAUCAGGAGGGGAAAGACGCCCAAAGAAGACUACAUGUUAGAAACUCAACUCCUUCAUGAUGAAAAACAGUGUGCGGAACACAUUAUGUUGGUUGAUCUGGGGAGAAAUGAUGUUGGAAAGGUCUCAAAACCUGGUUCUGUGAAUGUUGAGAAGCUCAUGAACAUUGAACGCUAUUCCCAUGUCAUGCACAUCAGCUCCACAGUUACUGGAGAGUUACUUGAUCAUUUGACUAGCUGGGACGCUCUUCGUGCAGCACUGCCUGUCGGAACUGUUAGUGGAGCCCCAAAGGUAAAGGCCAUGGAAUUGAUCGAUCAGCUAGAAGUCACAAGGCGUGGACCUUAUAGUGGUGGAUUUGGGGGAAUUUCUUUUUCUGGUGACAUGGAUGUUGCGCUAGCUUUGAGAACGAUUGUAUUCCCUACAGGAAUGCGUUAUGACACAAUGUAUUCGUACAAGGAUGAAUGCAGACGGAGAGAAUGGAUUGCCCAUCUUCAGUCUGGGGCAGGUAUAGUGGCUGAUAGUGAUCCUGCCGAUGAGCAGAGAGAGUGUGAAAACAAAGCUGCUGCUCUUGCUCGUGCAAUUGAUCUAGCAGAGUCAUCAUUUGUUGAGAAAUAACACAGUAAACUCCCAUGGAAGUUGUUCCCCCUCCAAUUUAAGUUUGCAUAUCUGUCAUCAGGUAGUCGAAGACGAAAGUAUGGUGUCAAAAAGCAAGAGUAGAUGUGAAACCAUACAAGUUUUCUUUGGUUGAAUUUGGUAGUCUGUUGCUUUUUAGUGUUUAGGGAAACUCUGGCUUUUCUUUGUUCUCUCUCUUUCAUUGUACUUUUGACUCUCGUAGAAAAUUUUGCUUCUCACUUACUUACUGGACAUACAAUUGUAUAUUGGAAAUGUAUCAUGUGCUACUGCAGAUUUACAGGAUCUCUAAUAAAUUUAUAUCAUAUACUGGGAAGCCCCUGAACGUA